Molecule: messenger RNA, 3864 nt
Organism: Physella acuta
Lineage: Eukaryota; Metazoa; Mollusca; Gastropoda; Physidae
Product: serine/threonine-protein kinase 31
Biological process (GO): protein phosphorylation
Molecular function (GO): RNA binding; protein kinase activity; ATP binding
Source: RefSeq, a predicted model, not a curated record
GUUGAGAUUGGACAACCCUGUUGACGAUUACCACGAUGUCGUCUGGAUUACAAACAAGAAAAAAUCAAAUACCAACAACAUAUGAUGUUUUUGUUGGUAACCUUCCAGCUGAUGCUGAUCAUAAAAAAGUUGGUAAAGUAUUUUCCAAAUUUGGGGAAGUACAUAAUAUAUGGAUCAACAACUCUUCAGAUGGAAACAAGUUUGGCAUAAUCAAGUUUUAUUGUGAAGAAGAUUGUUUAAAAGCUAUAGAGGAGACCAAUGGAAUGGUUUUUGAAAAUGGAAACAAAAUACUUGUCAAAAAGGCAGUUAAACGGGGAAUGCCUGUGAAAAAAGAUGGAGACAUGGAAGACAAGUGUGAGAAGGAAGACAACAAACAAACAAUGUUUAUGAAGCAAAGAAACCCAGAUAUUGUUCCAACCUUUGAGGCAGUACCUGUUCAACAAAACCGAAGGGAUAUGGAAAGAGUUUUAAUCACCCACAUUGAAACACCAGUAAUGAUGUGGGGACAGAAAGUUUCCCAAGACAAUAUCACUGAACUGAAUGGUAUUGUAAAACAACUAGCAAUCAUUUGUCCAGAAGCUCCUAAACUGAUGGGGAAACCAGAAACAGACAAAAUAUACGGUGCUAAGUUUUCUGAAGAUCAGUGCUGGUAUCGGUGCAUUGUACGAUACAUCUACAGCAUAGACAGGGUUAAGGUUCAGUAUGUUGAUUUUGGCAACACAGAAGAACUAGAUCCAUCCACUUUGGUAGAGUUACCCAAAUCUUUGACUGCUCCACCGUCAUGUGCUGUCAAAUAUAUGCUACACUCACUUUGGUGCAACAGCAACCAAGAUGCCAUGGCAUUAAAGUUCUUACGAGAAUUAGUGGAAGGCAAAGAAGUUGAUGUCUGUACAACAGCUCGUUUAUCAGAUCAAAUGGGCUUCUUUGCUGAAAUGUACUGCAAUGGUGUUAGUGUCAAUGAGAAAAUGUUGGAAAAUGGGUAUGCCUUUAAGAAGCCUGGGCUUGAUCAGAGAGGGGUAAAGCCUCGAGUGCAGGGACCAACUGGAGAUGGCACUGUAAAUAACCGGUUGUCUUAUAAGCACAUGUAUUCCAAUAUAUUGGAAGUACAACCAGAAGUCUACAAGUUAUGUCCCAUUGUAGUGCUAAAUGAUAGUGGCAGUCAACCAGAGUCUACCACUAAACCUUUAGAUGAUUUCAAGAAAAUAUUUAGCUCAAAACACUCUAACAGUGGUCGUAAAUCAAAUAGUGUCAAUCUGGGCAUGAAAGGUACACUGCCAAAUGUACGUGAUGGUCCUCGAAAGUUUGAGUCUGACAAAGAUGAAAUAAGUAAUUUGCGCUGGAAACUAAAGAAUCUCCAAACAGAAUACACAAGUUUAUCUAAUAAAGCUCAGGAAAAUGAUUUAUCCUCCCAGAUAAAGAAUCUCCAGGCGCUUUCAAGUUUAGUAAGAAAAUUACGCAACCAGUUUCCUAUGAACAAAGAAACCCCUCUGGAUUGUGCUCUUGCUUUGAUUCAAGCUCCUGGUAAAAUAAAAAUUCAAAUGGUUCAGUCUCUGCCUGAUGCACACAAGUCUAUCAAAGUCUAUAGGAAUGCCCAGGAUGAGAUAAUCAAGUGUUCUGAUCCUGCUCUUCUUAUAGAGAAAACAGUAGCUAGAGAUUUGCUGAGAAAGGACCUGCAUGACAAGCUGAGUCUGACUAUUGGUGAAAUCAGUAAAGUCUCACUAAAAGACAGGGGCAAACAAGUGCAGGAUGUGGUAUCUUCCCUAACAAAACACUAUGACACGUUUACCAAAUACACUAUAUCACAGCUGCCUCCUGUUGAUAGAUUGUUGCCUACUUUUGAAGAAUGGAAGAUGAAAAAGAAAAAUGAAAUUAUUGGUGCCAGGCUAAAUAGUGACAGUAUAGAAUGUUCAGUGAAUUCUGUCUUGGACCAGUUGAAAAAUUCUAUUUCUCUGAACCCUGAUGUUGAUGCAGAAGAUUUGACUGAGGAUCUGGAUGCAACCCUGAAAUAUUAUACCAAGGCCUUACAACAAGAAGUAGCUAUAGCUGAGACUGAAAACAGUUGUGAUGCUAUUUUUCUUGCAACAUUAGUUCAAACUCUCUUGAAUGAACUAAAAGAUGAAGCCAAUGCUGUUGAUCAACUGUAUAAAGUUCUACAUGAGUUCACCAAACUUAAAGAGGACAUAGCACCAUGGUUAGAAACCAAACCCUGUACUGAAGAACUCCAAGCUGUGCGACUUAAGUUGAAAAAUCUUAAAUCCAAGCUUCGUCAUAAGCUAGCGGAUAAAGUUGAUGCUGAAGAGAAUCAUGAUGCAAGUGAACUGGAGCAAGUGGCUAGAGAUCUAGAAAAUAUAAGAAGUAACAUUCAUAAAGCUUUGAAAGAAGAAGACAGAAUCAUGGUUGGUCUCAGUGAUCUAGCUAGAGCACAUUUCCCUGAACUCAUAAGUGCCGACUCUGAUAUUGGUUUCAGCACAUAUUUAACCUACAAUGGAUUGGUCAAAUUGUCUCAUUCUCCUGACCAAUAUAAACUGUCCAGUGUAGGCAACAGCUUGAGUGGGAUGUUCAUUUCACAACUGGAUAAUGAACCUGUCUUUAUUAAGGAAUAUUUUCUAGGUUCCAGCAAACUGGGGAAGGAUGAAAUUCUAUCACAAAUGGCACUCUACUCUAACGCUUCCUCUCCUUUUCUUGAACCUGUAUAUGCUGUGUUUUUUGACAAGGAUAGUCGGCAUAUGUAUGUGGAAGUCAAGAAGAAUGGAGAGCUUCUGUCAACACUAGUUGAAUCUGGAUCUCUCUCCAAGCAGCAAUGUCAGUCAAUUGUAAAUAGCUUGUGUAAAGCACUUCAAGCAUUGCAUCUCUUCAAUUUCGUGCAUGGGCAAGUACAGCCUGAGUAUGUUGUUGUAGAUGAAGAGGGCACUGCUAAGUUACUUCCUCCAAAUUUUACAUUAACUGAUGAUGAUAGGUGCCACAGCAAAUAUAGCACCAGCAGUGGCAUUGAAUUAAUGGCCCCAGAGAUGAAGCAGAAUAAAAUGUCAUUUGAACCAGCACAUGUUGUUGAUGUUUAUUGCUUAGGUCUGCUUACUUUAUGGAUGCAUUAUCCCAAUGUUUCAUUUGUGGAAACCAGAGAUGGGGGUGUAGAUUUUUCGUUUGUUCCUCUGGAUUACAAUCUAAAUAUAUUUCUACAAAAUGUUUUGAAAAGCAACCCACUACACAGACCAACUGCAGAGAACUGUUUAAGAUCUGAAUAUCUCUGUCAGUCUAUUGGCUCAGAUACUCAGGGAGCAAUAUUUGGAGAGAAUUCUUUUGGACAAGAUUCAGCAUUAGGAAGGAAUUCUGCUAGUCCGGCCUCUGUUUUGUCACAGAGUAGUAACGACUGUCCUGUUUUGUCAGAAAGUGGACCACAGAUAAUGGUCAAUACUAGAAUACCCCCUCCUUCUAUACCACUAGAGGGUCAAGGAUUUACAGGUCAAUCCAAUCUAAAUAACAGCUCUCAACUGGCACUUAAUCUACAACAGCCAGCCCAUUUCUCUCAGUCAGCUCACCAGAACCAAAUGCACCUUCAGCAGCACCAGUACCAGCAAUACCAACUGGAACAUCUGCAGCAUGUGCAGCAGCAACAAUUCACUGAGCAGAACCCAGCCAUAGACACGCCUGACUUAACUACUACUCAUGAUGCAGCAGAUGGGAAUGGAGUAUUUGAAAUUGGAACUUUUGAUCCCAAUGCAUAUGAGGUAGUGACAAGUCCCCAACCUCUAACUGCAGUCAGAACAGAUGAAGAGAAUUUGAUAGCAACCGACCAAUCAGACAAGGUAGAAAUUGAUGGAAAUCUGGAUGAUGAUGAUCAGUGGGUUGAAGAAGAUGAAAACUGAU